AUGUAUCCGACUCUUUAUCACCUAUUUGACCCCUCACCCCUUUCCAGCUUCUUCUCCAACAAGGGCGCCGUAGCCGGCGUAUUCACCGUUGUCGGCCUCUUCGUCGCCGCCCUCCUCUUCUUCCUCAUCACCACCUACAUCCGCAAGCGGCGCGCACGGCGCUUCGACGACGAGGUCGACGAAGCCGCGCGUGAAGCCGCGGCGACCGCCUACACCGCGAACCCCUACCUCGACGAUGACGACGACGACUUCGCCAUGCGGAACGCAGCCGCCAAGUACGAGCCGACGCCGACCGUCACGAGCCACGGCACCUACGCGCAGCCGCCCAUGGGCGCCGAGAGCUACGGCAUGCGCGAGAUCCACCCGUCGCAGAUGCCGAUGACGAUGGGUCAGCAGGCGGGGCCGCCGCCCGUUCCCUACGACCCCUCGACGUACGGGAUGGCCGGGGUGGGCGUACAGAGGGCGCGGAGCAGGAGGGACGGCCCCGACGCUAGCGCGCCGGAGCAGACGCCGUACAACCGCUUCGCGUCGCCCCCUAUACCCGAGGCGUACCCGGAUCCAGCGGGGCGGUACAGAGGCGGGAACACCCCGCACGACUGGGACCUCCUGCAGGCCGCCGGCCUCGCCGACCAGACGCCCUUCUCCGACCCGUACGCGGCGGUGAACGCGAACCUCGUGCGCGGGCCGUCGCACACGCAAUCCUCGACGUCCGCUCACAGCGGCGGGUCCGCCGGCGCGCCGGGGUUGAACCGCCAGCCGUCCGUCGGCGCCGCCGGAUUGCUAUCGACGCCGUCGGACAGCGCGCACGCGCACACGCCGCCGACGUCGCAAGAAUCAUACGCCGCGCACUACAAGCCCGACUUCCCCGGCCAGGCCUACCGCGGGGUGAACCCGAACUCGCACUCCGCGCUCGAGACGCUCGGCGCGGGCCAGGCGGAGGACCCGUACGGCGGGUACGUCGAGCCCAUGCCGAACCCGCACGCGCACGCGAUCCCGAACCCGUUCGACACCCGCCACUCGUACGCGGACGAGAGCGAGGAGGAGCACCGCGAGGAGAGCCCGCCGCAGUACGAGGCGGGGCCGAGCGGCGAGCACCUCCCGCCGCCGAAUCCCAAGGGCGGGCGCCGGGACGCGGAGACGGAGAGUAUCCGGGACGAUGAAGAUUAUGGCGCGGGCCGGGUGCUCAGGGUCGCGAACGAGUAG
Molecule: messenger RNA, 1203 nt
Organism: Gloeophyllum trabeum ATCC 11539
Lineage: Eukaryota; Fungi; Basidiomycota; Agaricomycetes; Gloeophyllales; Gloeophyllaceae
Exons: 2
Coding region: 1-1203 (400 amino acids)
Source: RefSeq, a predicted model, not a curated record